Molecule: messenger RNA, 1574 nt
Organism: Anoplopoma fimbria (sablefish)
Lineage: Eukaryota; Metazoa; Chordata; Actinopteri; Perciformes; Anoplopomatidae
Product: ribonucleoside-diphosphate reductase subunit M2
Exons: 10
Coding region: 83-1237 (384 amino acids)
Biological process (GO): deoxyribonucleotide biosynthetic process
Cellular component (GO): cytosol
Molecular function (GO): ribonucleoside-diphosphate reductase activity, thioredoxin disulfide as acceptor
Source: RefSeq, a predicted model, not a curated record
CAGCGGCGCAGCGCGGCCUCAGUCUGCUGCUCGUCUCCUCCUCUGCUCCUCCUCUGCUCCUCUCCGGACUCCACUACCCAGCAUGCAGUCUGCUCGCUCUGCUCUGUGCGUGAAGGCCGAGAACUCUCUGAGCGGCCACGUGGCGCUCAUGUCUCUGGACAAAGAGAACACGCCGCCGUCUCUGAGCGCGAGCCGCAUCCUGACGUCAAAGACCGCGCGCAGGAUCUUCAGCGAGCACAAAGCCGUGAAGAAGAGCGUUGGUGAGGAAGAGGAGGAGCCUCUGCUGAAGGAGAACCCUCGUCGCUUCGUCGUCUUCCCCAUCCAGUACCACGACAUCUGGCAGAUGUACAAGAAGGCCGAGGCCUCUUUCUGGACCGCCGAGGAGGUGGAUCUGUCCAAAGACGUGCAGCACUGGGAGUCUCUGAAGGACGACGAGAGGUUCUUCAUCUCUCACGUGUUGGCCUUCUUCGCCGCCAGCGACGGCAUCGUCAACGAGAACCUGGUGGAGCGCUUCAUGCAGGAAGUGCAGGUGACGGAGGCCAGGUGUUUCUAUGGUUUCCAGAUCGCCAUGGAGAACAUCCACUCAGAGAUGUACAGCCUCCUCAUCAACACCUACAUCAAGGAGCCCACAGAGAGAGAAUACCUGUUCAACGCCAUUGAGACCAUGCCGUGUGUGAAGAAGAAGGCCGACUGGGCGAUCAACUGGAUCGGCAACAAGGCAGCAAACUACGGAGAGCGCGUGGUGGCCUUCGCUGCCGUGGAGGGAAUCUUCUUCUCCGGUUCCUUCGCCGCCAUCUUCUGGCUGAAGAAGAGAGGCCUGAUGCCCGGCCUGACCUUCUCCAACGAGCUCAUCAGCAGAGACGAGGGUCUGCACUGUGACUUUGCCUGUCUGAUGUUCAAACAUCUGGCGAACAAGCCGUCGGCAGAAACCGUCACCAGCAUCAUCAGGAACGCCGUGGAGAUCGAGCAGGAGUUCCUGACGGAGUCUCUGCCGGUGAAGCUGAUCGGGAUGAACUGUGAUCUGAUGAAGCAGUACAUCGAGUUCGUAGCCGACAGACUGAUGCUGGAGCUCGGCUUCACAAAGAUCUACCGGGUGGAGAACCCCUUCGACUUCAUGGAGAACAUCUCUCUGGAGGGAAAGACCAACUUCUUUGAGAAGCGUGUGGGCGAGUACCAGAGGAUGGGCGUGAUGUCCGGCCCCACGGACAACGCCUUCAGGCUGGACGCAGACUUCUGAGCCCCGAGCUGGAGCACAGACUCAAACUUCAUGUACAGGAACUGUGUUUGUCUCCAAGUGAUGAGUGAGCUCUGGGCCAAUCAGAGCACAGACGAGGAGCACUGCAGUCCAGGGAUCUGACCUCAGACCAGGUGUAACGUCUGGAGAACGUCUUGGUAACAAGCGUACAGAGAUGAACUCUGCUGGUGGUUUGGAUCAGAACCUGUUUUUAUGUUUUUAUUAAACCUGCUAUAUUAGUACGUUUGCUAUGGACCUUGUUUUAGAUUUAUCUAUUUGUACAGUUAAUGUGUUUUUUGGGGGGGUUUUAAUAAAGCCAAAUAUACGAAAUGUUAAAGCC